AUGACCUGGUCCUCCAACCUGAAGAGUCUCCUCACAGUCUUUGUCUUUACCAUCUUAGCUGUCCCUGUCAGCUUUGUGGCUACGUUUACAGACCGCAUUUUCAAGAAUAAAGGGUGUACUUCUGGAACAUGCAGUGAACUGGUACUCUCGGCGACGCUGGGGGAUCAACGAAAAUUUAGCUUUGAAAACCAUUGCUGUACAUCUAAUGAGUGCAACAAAGAUGACAUAAAACUGUCUUCAUCUUCCUCACUCAAUGGUGUUGAAUGUACUGCCUGCUACAGUGAGAAAGCCCAGUCGUGCUCCUCAGUUACUACCCUAAAGUGCACAGGGAAGGAGACAAAGUGCAUUGAGGUUACCGGCACCUCCAGCAUAGCAACAGGAUCUUCUUUAACGCUGUAUGGGAAGGGCUGUGCAACUGAAAAUGCCUGCGAUCUGCAACAGAAUGUCUUCAAUGGCAUACAAAUCAAAACCACAUGCAUCUCACCUGUUUCAAACAAUGGGAACCCUACCCUGCAAUUAAUUUCAUCAGCUCCCAUUGUUCUGCUUCUGCUGAAAGUCUUGCUUUGA
Molecule: messenger RNA, 567 nt
Organism: Cricetulus griseus (Chinese hamster)
Lineage: Eukaryota; Metazoa; Chordata; Mammalia; Rodentia; Cricetidae
Source: RefSeq, a predicted model, not a curated record